Messenger RNA from Leptomonas pyrrhocoris, 1788 nucleotides. RefSeq lists its product as hypothetical. The transcript has a single exon. Bases 358 to 1788 code for a protein of 476 amino acids. Lineage: Eukaryota; Euglenozoa; Kinetoplastea; Trypanosomatida; Trypanosomatidae. The record is from RefSeq and is a predicted model, not a curated record.
GUCAACCACAACACAAAAAAACGCACGUAACGUCAUCCUCAUCUCAUAAUAACUCCUUUCAUUCUUCCUCUUCUCUGUUUGUUUGCUGUUUUUACCUUUCUCUCUUUUUAUUUUUCCUUUUUUUUUCAGAGUUGCUUUUAUUUAUCACGCUACACUAGGCUGUGCGUUGCAGGAAACUCCCUCGUCCCCACUCACGAGCACCGACACACAUACACACGCACAGUUAGAGAUAGAGAGAGAGCACAAAUGAAGCUGUUCAUCGCAGUGCGCCUACGGACGCUCCGGUUCGUGUUUGUCCUCGUGGCCUGCGUAGCGCUACUGUCAGCUCUCACCGCAGAAGCCUCUCCCCUAUCUAUUAUGAAGCAACGCGCCGGUCAGCAGUUCACCUACGAGGCGCGCCGCAACGUGCAGAGUGAGUACGAGGCUAUGCUGGACGACGCCUCCUACAACUACCCCUACGUGUUCACCGAAGACAUGAGCCGCAUGCUGCAGGACCUCUUUAAUCACUCCACCCUGCAGACCCUCGGCGGCGGCGUCACGAGCAUCUUUGAGGAAUGCACCUACAACGCAGGCGGAGACCCUAACGUCGCUAUUUAUAGCGGUGCUGGGUGUGUGAAGUCGCUGCUACACGCCGGCAUCGCCGCUGACUGCGUCGCGCCCAACCCCCUGUGCUGCGUGUUAUACUGGCGCUAUCCACCCUCCCUCGCAGAUCGUCUGCCGGUGCUUGAGUUAGACCCCCAGUUGAUCUUCUGGGACGGCGCCCGGCCGGUGAAUGGGUUUUACACCAACUUCAGUGCGAAGUACUUGCAGAACAACUCGAACUGCACCGCCUGGCCGGCGUGGCCGACGGGGGGGAGUAGUCCCGUGGACGGCGCGGCGCUCGCGGUGGACGCGACCGGCGAGUGGCGCUUUACCCGUCGUCGCCAGCCCGCAUUAAGUUUCGUUGAGCACCGCAUCACCACCCCGACCGCAGAGCAGUCGACCAACUUCGACCGGCUCAGCGCUGCUGGCACAACCGCGUGGGAGAAGGUACACCAGUUUGGUGAUAUCCCCGCCGCGGGCCCCAUUGUCGCAUGCGUCUGCCUUCUAGUUUUGUGUCUGGUGCUGCUGCUUGUAUUCUACUGUUGUACGGAGCCACAGGCACGGAGGGCGCAGUCGGAGCUGCGGGAGAAGAUCGACGCCCUCGCCUCGACGACGGCGGAUCAAGAGGCGGAGAUCUGCCGUCGUCGCACCCGCAGUGAACGCAAGACGCCGCAGUCUGAACGGCAGACUCCCAGCAGCUGUGGGAGCUUCUCCAAACCUGCCAAACAGAGCCUGAGCCCUGUCCCCGUCGGCCGCUCCUCCUCCACCCCCAGCCGGUGGCCCUCGCAGGCACAAUUAAUGGAUCAGCGGAACGGUUCCGGCGUGAGGGGCGUGUUGCCCUCGCCCUCAGCCUCCCCGCGGCAGGCCCUCGCGCGAACCCCAUCCCGCCCACCGCCGUCGCGAGUGAAUUCGGCGAGCCCGGGUGUCCUCUCUCGACAGGGCAGUCACUUCGAGUCACCGCAGCGGAACGUCGCGGGCCCCAGUCGUCGGGCCUCCAUCACCUCUGACCACCGCCGUAAAUCAAAGAAUCAAGAUCGUCCCCAGCAGCUUCCACAGGCAGACAGCAGUCUCAGCCGCAACGGCAGUUCCACGGCAGGGGUCCCGGCUCGUGCAGCGUCUCGCCAUAGCAGUGUAGCAUCGCCGUCGCAGCGUCCUGUGCAGACGUUUCAGAACCCUCUGAUUGGUCGCCAGUCGUUUAAAAAUUAA